Messenger RNA from Betta splendens (Siamese fighting fish), 1494 nucleotides. RefSeq names its product BPTI/Kunitz domain-containing protein. The coding region runs from base 52 to 702 and encodes 216 amino acids. Lineage: Eukaryota; Metazoa; Chordata; Actinopteri; Anabantiformes; Osphronemidae. The record is from RefSeq and is a predicted model, not a curated record. Gene Ontology annotation, molecular function: serine-type endopeptidase inhibitor activity. The transcript has 7 exons.
AGCCCUCGCUGGCUUUACUCCGGAAGAGACAGAACAAAGACACGCAGCGAGAUGAAGCACCUGCUGCUGCUGGGCCUGUGCUUGGUGGCGCUCCACCUCAGCCAUUCAGCUGUUCCAGAAUUCUGCAAUUUGAAAUAUGAUGAAGGUUCAGGCACAAAGUUCCUGGCCUUUUUGUUUUAUAACUCCACCACUGGUCAGUGCAACCCGUUCAUAUACAAGGGCGAAGGAGGAAACGCCAACCGGUUCAGAUCGGACAAGGAUUGUAUAAAGAACUGCUCUGCCAGAGCAGAGGAGAUCUACCCCACGGAUGCAUCCAAAGCUUGCCUCUACAAAAAGGCUUCAGGCGACUGCAGUGUGAAAAUCCCGUCAUUCUACUAUGAUCCCAUUCAUGACAAAUGCAAAAUGUUCACUUGGACUGGAUGUCAUGGAAAUGGUAACAGAUUCCCCACGUUUGCUCUGUGCAAUUCCACCUGUGCUGGCAUCCACGUUGAUGGGGAUGAAGCGGAGGAACUUGAUUCAGACACUCCUGUUGCCCUCAUCUGUGGAAUUGUGCUUGCCAUCAUUAUCGCCGCUGUCCUCAUCACAGUGAUCGUCUUGUCUGUUAAGUCAAAGAAGAAGAACAGCAAGAAGAAGGGGAAAGCUAAGGCUAAAGAGCCUCAGGUGGAGUCACCUCUGCAGGAGCAGGCGACUGAAAUGGCUUAGAUGAUGAUGUCACCUUGACACCGACAUGUGUUUUACCAGCCUGGUUGUGGGUCAUUACUCUACUGGUCUUGAUAUCAAACAUAUCAACUGAUGACUGCGUAUGUAGAUUUUUUUUUUACUAAUGUGUCUAACAGUCAUUACAGUUUUUUUUUGUUUUGUUUUUUUGUUUCAGCAAGUUCAACAUCAUGUUUCUUUAGUUGUAUAUGUCAUCUGGUGCUUUCAAUAUAAUCCAAAAAUGGAAAUAAAACUGUUUACUCAAAGUUUAAUGAAACCAACUAAGAGCUGAAAUAAACUGUUAAUUGUUUAGUCAGUUGGAAAAAAAGUCUGUGAUUUAUCACUGUGCAUUUUUUAUGAAUAAAUGAUCAACUCUACUUUUGUUUCACUUGUUUGUUGCCCCACGCUAAAGCAAACUCAGCAGGCACACAAUCGGCCUAACGUUAAAAUAUGGUUGAAAUUGAAAAAAUGUCAGUUAUUGUUGUGAACAACAUGUAAUGCUAAUGGUCGUAAAAAGGUUACAAAUUUACAAAAAAAUUAUUGAAAUAAUGUCAGUUGUUAUUGUGACGUUUAAGGCUAGCGUUUAAUAGCGUUGACUGCAAGACGUUCAAAUAACUUUGCUCGAUCAACGUGGAUUCACUUUUAAAAAUCAACACAUAGUCCAGCGGUCAUUCAGCCGUAAUUAUGACGUUGAUUUAACUAUGAUUUAACGUUGGAAGUUAGAAAAAAUUGACUUCCUCAUUUUAGAACAUUGAAUACAAAUGAAAGAAAGAAGUUCCCCAACGGCGCUCCGUCCUC